CAGGAGCCGGUAAGCCUGGUCCAACAGAUCAGGGAGCUUGCCAUGGCGACGCCGCCGCCGCCGCCUUCCUACCCGCCCACCUCCAUCAUCCCGCGGACCUCCCCCUCGCGCCUGGCCGCGGCAUCAACAGACGACGGCGACGACGCCGCCCAGGGCACGGUUCUCUACCUCGCUUACGGCUCCAACCUCAGCGCCGAGACCUUCCUCGGCGUGCGCGGCAUCCGCCCCGUCUCCCAGGUCAACGUCUCGGCCCCGGCCCUCACCCUCGUCUUCGACCUCCCAGGCCUGCCGUACCGCGAGCCGUGCUUCGCCAAUACGGCGCCGCGCAAGGUGCCCAAUCUCCCAGACCCGUCCGACCCGCCGAAGUUCCCGCCCAUUCCCCCGCCGCCACCGAGACCGACGCCGCCCCAGCCUCAGGAGUUCCCCAUCGCCCCGGACCGCAGCGGCGGCGGUGACAAGACCCGGACCCCGGACCUGGGCUGGGACAAGGGACUCUUCGGCGUCGUCUACGAGGUCACCCGCGAGGACUACGCCACCAUCGUCGCGACCGAGGGCGGCGGCUCCUCGUACGCCGACAUCCUGACCCCCUGCAUCCCCCUCCCGCCCCGCGUCUCCGUCCCCGAGAAGCCACCCAUCGACAUCCCGCGCCCCUUUUUCGCGCACACACUCUACUCCCCCUCCAUCCCGGACCCUGGCGACGAUGACGACGACGACGACCACAACAAGAGCGGGAAAAAGAACGGAGACCCCGGCAGGGAGAAGCCCGACGACCCCCGCAAGAAGUGGUACUGGCGCUUCGUCCGCCCCGCCCGCCGCCCGGACCCGACCUACGCCCAGCCCUCGGCGCGAUACCUCAAGCUUAUUACCGACGGCGCCGCCGAGCACGAGCUGCCCGACGACUACCAGCGCUGGCUCCGCUCCCUCCGCCCGUACGUCAUCACCACGCUCCGCCAGCGCCUCGCCCGCUGGCUCCUCACCGCCCUCUUCUGGGUCCCCAUGAUGAUGCUCUUCGCGCUGAGCAAGGCGCUCGCCAACAAGGAGGGCAGGGCGCCGCUGUGGAUCGGCGUCGCGCUCGGCGUCGUCUUCAACCUGCUCUGGAUGGCGUACGACGGCGUGCUCAAGCCCGUGUUUGGGGACGGAGAGAGGACCCAGGACGAGGAC
Colletotrichum navitas is the source of this 1161-nucleotide messenger RNA. RefSeq lists its product as uncharacterized. NCBI's taxonomy places the organism in Eukaryota, Fungi, Ascomycota, Sordariomycetes, Glomerellales, Glomerellaceae. The record is from RefSeq and is a predicted model, not a curated record. The annotation marks the transcript as partial. The transcript has a single exon. Gene Ontology annotation, molecular function: gamma-glutamylcyclotransferase activity.